AUGAAAGACCCUAGAGGUGCCGUGCGCCUGGUCGAAGUAGGUCCGCGGGACGGCCUGCAAAAUAUUCGGGACCACGUCCCUACGCCCCUGAAGAUCGAGCUGAUCCGACGCCUUCAUCGUACCGGUCUCCGCGCUAUCGAACUGACCUCCGUAGUGUCCCCGCGAGCGGUGCCGCAGUUGGCCGACUGUCGCGAUGUCCUUCGAAAUGAAGGGAUUCGCCACCUACAGGACCAAUCGCGCAUGCGUCUGCCGGUCUUAGUCCCCAACUUGAAGGGAUUAGAGGUGGCGAUCGAACAUGGGGUGCGCGAGGUGGCGGUGUUUGUCAGCGCCUCGGAGGGAUUCAGUAAGGCCAAUAUCAACUGUUCCGUGCGACAGGGGCUUGAAAGAGCGAGGGCAGUCACUAAGAAGGCUAGUCAACAUGGCAUCGUCGUCCGGGGUUAUGUGUCUUGUAUAUUCGCCGAUCCCUUCGAUGGACCAACCCCCCGGGCCGCCGUGUUUCGUUGCGUUAGGGAGUUGCUGGACAUGGGCUGCUACGAGGUCAGCCUGGGUGAUACGCUUGGGACCGGGGCCCCGGAUACCGUCCGUGGCCUUCUGACAUUUUUGGUUGAUAACAAUAUCCCCACCGAUCGGCUGGCCGGUCAUUUCCAUGACACCUAUGGGCGAGCCGUGGCCAACGCCUGGGAGGCCUACUGUUGCGGACUGCGCGUGUUUGACAGCAGUAUUGGUGGCCUAGGUGGUUGUCCCUUUGCACCGGGUGCAGAAGGGAAUGUCGCCAGCGAAGACUUGGUGUAUAUGUUCCAUUCCGAGGGUAUUCAGACCGGUGUUAAUAUAUUGCAUCUGCUGCGGACUGGCGUGUGGAUCUCACAAGCCCUGUCCCGGCCGUAUGCCACUAGGGCGGGAAGAGCUUUGGCCUUGAAGCAUAAGCUGAUGCCUUCUGCACAACCCACCACCGUGCAACCGGUCAUUCAUCCAACCACCAAGUGGUCCCCUAUUGGAAAGGGGGCUAAUUACUCUGACCGGUUAUUGGUCUAUCGCUCUGGUAGUAACUUGAAGGUUGUGUUAAAUCGACCGAAGAAAGGAAACGCCCUGAAGCCGAAGAUGGUGUCUGAUCUGGUCAAUCUGAUCGAGAAGUGCAACACCGAACCCUCUAUAUCACGGAUCAUCGUAUCUGCGAAAGGAAGGUCUUUUUGCAUGGGAGUGGACUCGGCCAUGGAGCCUGUCGAAGCCGAGAACCCACUCGACCAGCUGACACGGCUAUUCAAAGCCAUCGAGCAUUCUCCGAAAACCACGAUUGCCUGCAUCAACGGGCCUGCUUUUGGUGCCGGCGUCGGUCUAGCGCUCUCGUGUGACAUCCGACUAAGUGUAAAAUCGGCCACAUUCACUCUAGAUCAAGUUGGAUUGGGCGGGAGACCGGCUUCAUCGGUGCCAUCUGAUCAUCCGGUCACGGCAACAGAGUUGACAUCUUUAGGCGUGAUUGCAGAAGUUGCAGAUGGCGCCGAUGACCUACAGGACUGCUUGAAUAGGUUGCUUAUGCGGCUGCGGACAUCGCCAUCCACCGCGUCUCGCAUUUCCACGCGAUUGAUACGCCUGAUCUGGGCUCACGUCGGACGUGACAAUUUAGAUCCAGGAAAUGACUUUCUUCGAUCUGAGUCUGCGAAUGAAGUGGAGGUGGACCGGGCGGUGGCGGUUGGCUGUGCGCAGUAG
Aspergillus affinis is the source of this 1704-nucleotide messenger RNA. Its product is annotated as aldolase. Lineage: Eukaryota; Fungi; Ascomycota; Eurotiomycetes; Eurotiales; Aspergillaceae. The record is from RefSeq and is a predicted model, not a curated record. Gene Ontology annotation, biological process: L-leucine catabolic process; ketone body biosynthetic process. Gene Ontology annotation, molecular function: hydroxymethylglutaryl-CoA lyase activity. The coding region runs from base 1 to 1704 and encodes 567 amino acids. The transcript is spliced from 2 exons.